GCAUGGUUCCAACAGAACGUGAUGCCGAAUAUGUACCACAAACUCAUAAUUAUAAUAUUUAUUUACAAUGGAAUGGAUUGCAUACCUUCUGUCAAACUAGCGUGUCCCCCAGGUUAUUAUGAAGAGGGUUGCUCUAAACCAUGUCCUGAAAAGACAUAUGGGAUAGCUUGUGGUGGGACGUGUGAUUGCUCACCUGAAGAAUGUAAUCAUGAAGUCGGAUGUACGAAUUCUCAAGCAUCAACAUUGCAGACAGUAUAUACAAAUGAAGACGAGACAAUGCACACAACUGACAAAGCUGAAAUGAAUGACCUUGAAUGUGUUCCCUUCAAAUUUCCAAGUCAUCAAACAAACACGAAGAUAAUCAUUGUAUUGGUUGCUUCCAUUAUAUGCAGUGUACUUGUGUUCCUUAUCAUUUAUGAGUUCCGAAAAUACCGACAUCUUUGUUCAUCAAACACUUCUCAACAAAGCAGCACUAACGCCGAAUGUGUUUACGCAGAAGUAAAUGAAGUAAAUUUAAAUGCAAUUGAAGAUGAGGAGACAAUGUAGUCUACUGUCAAAAGUAAUGAUGGAAAGACCUAGAAGGAAAAGGAAAACUUAUGGUUAUUGAAAUGAGUAUAUCGAGUUGAUAUUUGUGAUGAUGGGUUUGUCACGAGACAUAGCCCACAAAUCAUACAGUCAUUGAAUAAUAUAGUGCAGAGUAGACUAAUUAACCAUUUUACUUAUUUUAAAGCCGAUGAGGGAAGACAGAACAGUCAAACUGCAUGUAUUUGAUUAAUUGUGACGCUUGGACAAGUUAUAUGCACGAAUAAGGAAGGAAACAAAGAUCCACUUAUUCAACUUUUGCAUUUCUACAUUUAGAAAGAGAUGUUUUCCGUCCAUGUCAGUUUUGAAGGGUUUUGUAGUUUCGCUGAAAGAUUUAGCUUUGGGAUCCCUCUCUACAUGUAUUUAGAAAGAGAUGUUUUUGGUUGAUGUCAAUUUUGACGGCGAUUGUCGUUUCCGUAGGGAGAUUUGAUUUUGAAAUAUAGGUAUCUUUGUUGGAAGUUAGGGAAUAAUAGUGCUCUCAUUUGAGAGACACCUCGAACUGUACAUUGCAAUCUUAAAUGAUUAAUAAGUGUGAUGUUGUCUAUAGUUUAUAAGUUGAUCUUUGGUAGGUUUAAUUUGGCUAUUAUUGCUUUUUCGAUUUGUCUAAGAUCCUAUCAAGCAAACGUGAAAUAUGUGAUAAAUACACCGUGUAAUGGGUUGAUGGGAUGUAGUAAAAACGUUGUUGGAUACAAUAACCUAACAAUAUCAAUCAAUUAAACUAAAAGAGGGAUAAUAAGAUAUAGCAGUUAUGUGUAGUAUGUUGACCUUGCCAUUGGUUUAUGUAAUAAAUACAAUGUAACACUU
Ostrea edulis (European flat oyster) is the source of this 1386-nucleotide messenger RNA. RefSeq lists its product as uncharacterized. The transcript is spliced from 4 exons. The record is from RefSeq and is a predicted model, not a curated record. NCBI's taxonomy places the organism in Eukaryota, Metazoa, Mollusca, Bivalvia, Ostreida, Ostreidae. The coding region runs from base 22 to 546 and encodes 174 amino acids.